AUGAAGCUAAGGCUCCGUCUCGGGCAGCCCAAAGAUAGGUUGCGCAGCCAUCUCCAGAGCUCACUCGACGAUUCGUUGGGCAGACUACCGUCGCACGAUCGGACACAACUCCUUGACGACCUCUGCUUCUUGUUACGCAGCCCUCUCUUCCUCUACGCCAUCGCUCCGCGUAUACGCCGCGCGACAGCCACAUCGGAGCGCGCUGCAACCGGUCUCAUGACGCCCAGUUCGCUAGCCGACGAACGCGUCAAAGAAGAAGGCAUUGAUAUAUCAGCGCUGAACAUGAGAGUCGGAUGGGAUGGCGAGAGCUGGGCGACCCAACUGCUCUACGACGACGUUCCGCUCAUCGAAGGUCGAGAAUACAACACCACGAAAAAGGCCGGCUACGCUCCAAGUUUCCACUGGUUUUGCGAAGAGGCGAGAUUUUUGAGCUGCGAGUUCCACGCUCGAGAACAAAUCGCGAUGAGUGCGCCAAACACUGUCGUUGAAGCGGAGCCGAAGGAGGUGGAAGGUCGCCAGACGCGCGCGAAGAGUGCGGGGACGAAGCAGCGUCGCAUCGUCAAGUUGAGUAUAAGGUACAAGAUGGUUCGUGGCAAGCCGAAGCUUACGAAGAAGGCGAGUGGAAUGAAGAGGAUGUGA
Molecule: messenger RNA, 639 nt
Organism: Alternaria infectoria
Lineage: Eukaryota; Fungi; Ascomycota; Dothideomycetes; Pleosporales; Pleosporaceae
Exons: 2
Coding region: 1-639 (212 amino acids)
Source: RefSeq, a predicted model, not a curated record